This is a messenger RNA of Conger conger (European conger), 3903 nucleotides long. It is a transcript of the gene lats2, whose product is annotated as large tumor suppressor kinase 2. Gene Ontology annotation, biological process: hippo signaling; positive regulation of apoptotic process; G1/S transition of mitotic cell cycle. Gene Ontology annotation, molecular function: ATP binding; protein binding; protein serine/threonine kinase activity. The transcript is spliced from 8 exons. The coding region runs from base 553 to 3903 and encodes 1116 amino acids. Gene Ontology annotation, cellular component: spindle pole; nucleus. The record is from RefSeq and is a predicted model, not a curated record. Lineage: Eukaryota; Metazoa; Chordata; Actinopteri; Anguilliformes; Congridae.
UUCUAAUUCCGAUAGUUGGGAGAAAAUGGAGUCUCAUCUCAUUCAAGUCUGCCUGUACUUCAAAUAAAUACUAACCAGACUUGUGACACCAAGAGACGUUACGGAACAACAACAACCGGUUUGGCAUUGAGGCACAGAUGAAAGGCAAAAUGGAAUGGGGCAAGCAUGACUAUGUGUGUCUUCAUGUGAAGAGGAAGGACGAGGAGUUUGGUCCCUAAAAAGCAUGAAAACGAGUAGGAUUACAAUCAGCUGGUCCCAGCCACAGCAACGACGACACAAGCAAGAGAACUUCAGUCUCUCGAAUCUUCACCCCUGUGGUGUAUCUUCUACAGCGGCCUAAAAGUUAGGAUACGCAGUGGCAGAGAACGGGACAAUUGUGUGUGUGAGUUUGUGUGCGUGUGUAUGCAUGCGUGUGUGUGUUAUUAUGUUUGUUGUGCCGCCCAUUAGGGUGUAGGCGUGUGUGUAUGGCUGUGUGUAUUGGUGCGUUUGUGCAUUAGUUUGUAGUGUGUGUAUGUGUGUGAGCAAUAGCGUUUGAUAGCACCUGGUUGGACCAUGAGGCCGAAGACGUUCCCUGCCGCCCCCUACGUGGGUAACACCCGCCAGCGGCUCCAGGAGAUCAAGGAGGGGCUGAAGCAGCCCGCCAAACUGGUGAGCCAGGCCCUGCACGGGGGCCCGCGGGCCGAAGGCGGGGGCCGGGGGGGCGACUGCAAGGGCAAGGACCCCGGCGGGCGGCAGCAGCAGAUGAGGCCGCCGCAGAAGUUCAAUAACUACCAGAGCGCCCUGCGUGAGAUUCGCAAGUCCCUCAUGCCCUUUGCCAAUGACUCGGGCCCCGGCCCCGCCCACGCCGGCGGCGACGUCAACCGUCAGAUGCUGCAGGACCUGGUCAACGCUGGCUGCGACCAGGAAAUGGCAGUACGCGCCCUGAAACAGACAGGAAGCAGGAAUAUUGAGGCAGCGCUGGAGUUUAUCAGCAAGAUGGGUUACCUGGACCCCCGCAACGAGCAGAUUGUACGCGUCAUCAAACAAACUUCGCCCGGGAAAGGCGGCAUACCAAACUCUGUGGACCAUGGACCGGCAUUGGAGGGACCAAGUGAUGCUGCUAUGCCUCCCUAUCACCAAAUGGGGGCAGGAGCACCCCUGUAUGAGAGCCCUGGAUAUGGAGUGGAGGCUGCCUACAUGGCCAACCCGGUCAUGAACUACAUGAUGCCUGGUUCCUCUGCCCAAAGUGCCCCUCUGGGAGGUCCUCUCGGCAGGCCCCCGAGCAUGGGCCCCUACCCCCCUCCCAUGACCGCUCAGAACCCCCCGGGGAACCCUAUGUUCCCCCCGGCUGCCCAGCAGAAGCCGUACCCCGGCAAUGUGGAGCAGGCCAUGAUGAGCUACCCUGUACCCGGCCAGCCCCUGCAACUCCAGCCACCUCCACCAGGGGGCCCUGGUGGGCCGCACUACGACUACGGCCGGGCGCCGCACCUGAUGGAGCCAUCGGGUUACGGGGUCCAGAGGAGCUCGUCCUUCCAGAACAAGAUGGCGCCGCAGCCGGACAACUACGUCAACAUGCAAGGCAAAGGCCCCCUGGGGCAAAAUAGUGGUGGGUACCCCCCAAACCUGUACCUGUCGCCCCACUCCCACCCUCGGCAGUCCAGCCCGACCUCCCACCAGGUGCACAUGCUCUCCCGCUCUCCUGCAGGGGCGGUGGCUAUGGGUGCAGACUUCCCCGAUAUCCCCCAAGCCCUGCUCACGCCCUCCAGGGCCAGCGUUAACCUGGACCUCUAUGAGCACCACUGGGGCCCCCAGGGCCCAGUCACCGCUGAAGGGGCCCCUCCCAGGCAACCGCAAGGGCCCUUCAGGGGAGAGGUGCGCAUACCCAGCAGGACCAACUCCUUCAACAACCACCAGAAGGUCACCGUCGCCGUCAGGCAGAACAUGCCUCCCGCCGUGAAGCAGGACCCCGCCCUGGGACCUCCGAACACCAUCACCGCGGUGACAUCCCCGCCCAUCCAGCCGCCCGUCAAGAGCAUUCGGGUGAUGAGGCCGGAGCCCAAAACCGCCGUGGGGCCAUGUCACCCCGGCUGGCUGGCCACACAGGCCCAGGACGGGCCUGAAUCCCAUGCAUACCCAGCGGACGACGCCUACGCUCUGGAGCCCGGCGAGUACUGCAACCCAGAACCCCGCUGUCCACCGCCGCCCUACCCCAAAACCCUGCUGAUGACGGGGGCCGGCGCUGAGCCCAUGGCCCUGGAGGGGAACCCGAUGUGUGCAGCCGUGGAGCUACCGCCUUCGAGGCCUCUCCCUGAGGAGAGCCUGGCCACGGACACCAAGGCCAAGGUGGGCAAAGCCGAGAAGGCAGUGAAGGAUAAGAAGCAGAUCCAGACGUCUCCGGUGCCGGUGAGGAAGAACGCGCGGGAUGAGGAGAAGAGGGAGUCGCGCAUCAAGAGCUACUCGCCCUUCGCCUUCAAGUUCUAUAUGGAGCAGCACGUGGAGAACAUCAUGAAGACCUACCAGCAGAAGCUCAACAGGAGGCUGCAACUGGAGCAGGAGAUGUCCAAGGCAGGGCUUUCCGAGGCAGAGCAGGAGCAGAUGAGGAAGAUGCUCUACCAGAAGGAGUCCAACUACAACCGCCUGAAGCGGGCCAAGAUGGACAAGUCCAUGUUCGUGAAGAUCAAGACCCUGGGCAUCGGGGCGUUCGGCGAGGUCUGCCUGACGCGCAAGGUGGACACCAACGCACUGUACGCCAUGAAGACGCUGCGCAAGAAGGACGUGCUCAACCGGAACCAGGUGGCCCACGUCAAGGCCGAGCGGGACAUCCUGGCGGAGGCGGACAACGAGUGGGUGGUGCGGCUCUAUUACUCCUUCCAGGACCGGGACUGCCUGUACUUCGUCAUGGACUACAUCCCGGGAGGAGACAUGAUGAGCCUGCUCAUCCGGAUGGGCGUGUUCCCGGAGGAGCUGGCCUGCUUCUACGUGGCGGAGCUGACCCUGGCCAUCGAGAGCGUCCACCGCAUGGGGUUCAUCCACCGCGACAUCAAGCCCGACAACAUCCUCAUUGACCUGGACGGACACAUCAAGCUCACCGACUUCGGCCUCUGCACCGGAUUCCGCUGGACCCACAACUCCAAAUAUUACCAGAAAGGGAGCCACAUAAGGCAGGACAGCAUGGAGCCCAGUGACUUCUGGGAUGACGUGUCCAAUUGUCGCUGCGGCGACCGGCUGAUGACCCUGGAGCAGCGGGCGACCCGUCAGCACCAGCGAUGCCUGGCCCACUCCCUGGUGGGAACGCCCAAUUACAUCGCACCCGAGGUGCUGCUGCGCAAAGGGUACACCCAGCUAUGUGACUGGUGGAGUGUGGGGGUGAUCCUUUUCGAGAUGCUGGUCGGACAGCCCCCGUUCCUGGCCUCGACUCCCACUGAGACCCAGAUAAAGGUGAUAAACUGGGAGAGCACGCUCCAGGUGCCCCCGCAGGUGAAGCUGAGUCCCGAGGCCGUGGACUUCAUCGGGCGGCUCUGCUGCUCGGCCGAGGAGCGGCUGGGGGGCGACGGGGCCGACGAGAUCAAGGCCCACCCCUUCCUCAACCAGAUGGACUUCUCCAGCAACCUGCGCACCCAGCCCGCCCCCUACCGGCCCAAGAUCAGCCACCCCAUGGACACCUCCAACUUCGACCCGGUGGAGGAGGACGGGGCGGGCGGGAGCGGAGACAGCGCCAGGGCCUGGGACACGCUGGGCUCGGCCCACGGGAAGCACCCCGAGCACGCCUUCUACGAGUUCACCUUCCGCCGCUUCUUCGACGACAACGGCUGCCCUUUCCGCUACCCCAAGCCCCCCGAACCCGGCCCUUCCCCCAGCAGCAGCUGCCCCCCUGAGGGGCCCGGGGAGGAGCCGGCGGAGGGGUGUGAGCCGGUUUAUGUGUAG